AUGGAGGUCUGGACCGAGCACAAAAGCCACUCUGUGGAAGGCCACACCCUCACGGGUGAGCUCAAAUACAAAGGCCAAACGAUCUGGGGACCCAGAGCCUGCCAUCCCAACACCACAGAGCUGGGAAAGGCCCUCACCGACGCUGACUGGCGCUUUGCCAUGACAUUUGAGCACCGGGACAAAUCCGUCGAAGGACAUGUACGCAAGAUCAGUGUCAAGGACUGGAACGGAAAUCUUCUUCUGGACGGACUUUCAACUCACGACAGCAUGGAUAGCUUGGCUAGAGCUGUCAUGGAGAAGCUCCGAGCACAGAUGUCGACAGACGACACCCAAGCAGACCGCCAAUUACACCAGACGCUCGAAUCCGCCUGCCGUCGUCGCGAUGACCGGUCCCGCAAGCACUCGCGCACCGACGACUACGAUGACUACGACAACGAGGAGUAUUCCUCCGACUAUUCCUCUGACGUCUCCGGUCGCUUUGACGACGCAGACGAAGACUACGCCCUCUCCGCACACCCGGCCAGCUCGCCCCGAUCGACGCACUCCGCUAAGCGCCGUCGCUCCAACGACUGGCCUGUAGAGGAACUGCAACCGCCGCCGCCGCUGAAAGACACCGGAUCGACUGGCUCGCGCUGGCGCUCGCCCUUUCAUAGUAGGAACAAUUCCAGGACUGACCAUGGCGGGCGCGGCCGCCGGUCGCGGUUCGUCGAGGGCAUGAUGAACGACAGCGUCAGUGAGAAACCGCCCAGCAUCUUUCUGCGCGACGGCAAGUCGGCCAAUGGACAGAAUGGCCCGACGCAUCGGUCGUCGGGGAUUUUUCGCUUCGGGAAAGCCAUCGCGUCCGCGUUUAAUCCGUUUGGUGGGUGGGGAAAUGUCGCCGGGUGGAAGGGGUCGCCGUCUGCCGAGGCGAAUAAGCAGUCGGCGGACGAUGAUAUCGCGCGUGUCGAGAAGGCGUAUGCGGAGUUGAAGAAGGCGGGCUAUCGGGGCGCCGUCAAGGGCAAGUACAUGGCUGAUGCGGGGUCGCAGUCGAGUAACAACCUGGCGGACCAGACUUGGAAGUCAAUCCAGGAGAAGAUGGACUACAAGCCGCCGACGGGACGUCACUCAAGGCAGAAUUCAGGUGAGGGUCAUGAGUCGAGUGGCUCGCUGCGCAAUUCGUUCCAGGAGAUCCGUCGUGCCAGGUCGUCACUGGGCAUCACGUCGAGUUUUAUCCCCCUUGGUCGUCGAUCAGAAGACACCGACCAGCCGCAACUGCGCAAGCAAAAGUCAAAGAGAGAGAAGCUGCUGAGACGGGUGAGCACGCUGGAGGAGAAGCUUGAGAAGGCACGGCGAGAGCUGCAGGAGCUCAUGGGCGACGAUGCACCCCCGAUCCCGGAGCGAUCGCACUGUCAUGAUUCAUCUCACCAGAGGAAAUUCGUGCCCGGCGCACUCCCUACACUCCCCUCCGAGCGACUCCUCAACAGCCAUGACCCAGUAUCCCCAAUCUCGCCUGCAUCCGACUCAGCUCCCCCGAUGUCACUAUCAGAGACCAUCCAACGUACCAUGCAGAGCCAGGACCCCGAACCAACGACGACAACCAUCGAGCCCGAGUCCACAAUCAAAACCCCAGCCAAAUCCCCAGCCAAAUCCCCAGCCAAAUCCCCAGCCAAAUCCCCCAGCCAGCGAACAACACAGUCGUUGACCAUCGACAGCCCAUCACUCAAGCGCAAAUCGCCCGACCCCGAAUCCGCCAGCGCAGCAAACACCCCUAAAUCCCCGAAAGAAAGCACACCAAAGCACACCGAGGAAGGCAACCAAUCCGACUCGUCUCGGCGAUCCAAAUUCCCCAAGACGUUCCGAGGCGACAGCCCCGGCUCCGUCGAGCGCAAACAAACCCCGCGACAGCGGGACGAAAACAACACCCCACAUUCCCCGAGCGAAGAGCGCGGCCGAAGGAGAAGAUCCUCGCAACCGCUGCGGUCGCACAGCAAGCGGUCCCCCUCGGUGAAGAGAAGGGCGUCCAAUUCUCGGAACAGAGGCACCACCCCGUCGCUGCGCAUGAAGAAGGGACGUGCCGAUCUGAGAUCCGCCAGUGCGCAGACUAUGAUCGACAAUCGCGAUAAAGAGAACCAGCACGCAAUCCAAUCCCGACAGAACCACCCGCACUCAGACCCGAUUGAUCUUGAUGAACUUGAUGCAAGCCCGAAUUCAUCCCCAAGCAAGCGAAAGGAUCAACGGUACACAUACAACUACAUCCCGCCCGUGCCCCCGUUGCCCAAAGAUAUAGCCGCGACAGCUGCGAAAGUGGACCGAAGGCUAGCAAAGGAGAUUGGGCGGCGCGAGCGGAACCGGAAAUCAAUGGCUCAGGGAAAGAUGAACGGCAAGGCUGAGGAUGCGUUCCGGUGGCCUGACGAUAUCUUCUGA
Aspergillus nomiae NRRL 13137 is the source of this 2403-nucleotide messenger RNA. Its product is annotated as putative nuclear RNA binding protein. The coding region runs from base 1 to 2403 and encodes 800 amino acids. Lineage: Eukaryota; Fungi; Ascomycota; Eurotiomycetes; Eurotiales; Aspergillaceae. The transcript has 3 exons. The record is from RefSeq and is a predicted model, not a curated record.